Molecule: messenger RNA, 836 nt
Organism: Paramecium sonneborni
Lineage: Eukaryota; Ciliophora; Oligohymenophorea; Peniculida; Parameciidae
Source: the annotation of a GenBank genome assembly
AUCUUACAUCAUGGGUGAGAUAGUACCAAAUCAAUUGUUUGUUGCUGGUUAUAGUCGCAACAAAAUAUCAGAUGAAAAAGGAAUUAAAGAUAUUUUUAAGAAGUAUGGAAACAUUAAGGACGUUGCUUAUAAAGGCUCCUAUUCUUUUGUUGUAAGAACUUUAUUUUAUAUAUAAAUAGACUUUUUCUUCAGAAUAAGAAGCUUAAAAUGCUAUAUCUGCUUUAAAUGGAGAGUCUAUUAAUGGAUAAAAAUUUAAAGUAGAUAUUGUGGACAAUCGUAAAGGUAGACGAAAUGGUCCUUAAGAAAAUGAUGAAUGCUUUAAAUGUGGAAAAGGUGGUCAUUGGUAUAUCUUAUUCUCUUAUUUUAGGGCUCGAGAAUGUCCCAAUCGUACAUCACCCAAUAGAAGAAGAAAAUAUUCAAAUUCAAGAUCAAGGUAUUUAUUAUUUCUAUUUUUGAGACACCGAAGAUCAAGAAGAUCAAAUUCAAGAUCUCGUUCUUAUUCUUCUUAUUCAUCUUCUCAUUCAAGAAGAAGAAGAGAUGCUAAAAAGAGAAGCAGAUACAGUAGAAGAAGUAGAAGCCCAAAAAGAGAUAACAAAAGAAAGAAAAGUUCCAGUUGCAAAAGAUCACAAAGUAAUUCAAGGUCCAGAUCCUCUGUCAGCAAUAAAUAACGUUAGUCACAUAAGUCAUCUUCAUCUAAAUGAGAAAGGAUCAAAUUAAGAAAAAAAAAGAAAUUAGAAAUUAAAUCAAUCCUUUUCUUCCAUUUUUCAUUUUCUCCAUCUAUUUCUGGACUAAAUUGUGUCAUUUGUGUAAAACCACACUCAAAUUAAAGUUCUUAA